Molecule: messenger RNA, 1275 nt
Organism: Lactuca saligna
Lineage: Eukaryota; Viridiplantae; Streptophyta; Magnoliopsida; Asterales; Asteraceae
Source: the annotation of a GenBank genome assembly
AUGGGUGAUUCUCAAACGGAGAUAGAAGUUCCUUCAUUUUUUGUAUGCCCGAUUUCUCUAGAAAUCAUGAAGGACCCUGUAACCCUUUCCACGGGAAUAACAUAUGAUCGUGAAGCCAUAGAGAGAUGGUUGUACACUCGAAAGAACUGCAUGUGUCCCAUCACCAAACAAGUUCUUACAGAUUUAGAGCUCACCCCAAACCACACCCUUCGUCGACUGAUCCAAUCUUGGUGCACAAUUAAUGGGCCAUAUGGUAUCGAAAGAUUCCCCACACCACGGAUCCCAAUCUCCAAAUCACAAAUCUUGAAGCUCCUACAAGAUUCUAAAUCUCCCAAUUUGCAGAUGGAGUGUUUAAAGAAGCUAAAGACGAUUGUUUUGGAAAGUGAUGUGAAUAAACGAUCAACGGAAGCAGUUGGAGCAGCUGAAUACCUAUCUUACAUCAUAUGUAACCCUAGUUGUAAUCAUACGUCACCAUCAUCGGUGGAAGAAAUUUCUGGUGUUGAGGGAAUUGAUAAUUCAGUGACAGCAGUUGAUGAAGCGGUGAACAUCCUUUACAACCUCCGUCUAUCCCAAACCGGCGUUAAAUCAUUGUUCCGAAAGAAAGGAGAGUUUGUCGACGCGUUAACUCGCGUGAUGCAAUACGCCGCCAAUUACGAGACACGCACUUACGCCGUCUUAUUACUAAAGUCAAUGUUCGAUGUCGCAGAACCCAUUCAAAUGAUGUCGUUAAAGACUCAUUUCUUUAAGGAGCUUACACAAAUCUUGGCCAAUCAAGUUUCACAAAAAGCCACAAAAGCUGCGCUGAAAUUACUUAUAGAAGUUUGUCCAUGGGGGCGGAAUAGAGUAAAAGUUGUGGAGGCCGGAGCAGUUACAGUAUUAAUCGACAUCCUGCUAGAUUGUACUAAUCCAACGAGAGUGUCGGAGAUGGUCUUAACCCUGUUAGACCAUCUUUGCCAGAGUGCUGAAGGCCGGGCUGAACUGUUAAGACAUGGUGCAGGUUUAGCGGUGGUUUCCAAGAAAAUCUUUCGUGUUUCACAGGUGGCAAGUGCGAGGGCUGUGAGGAUACUACAUGCGGUGGCAAAGUUCUCCGGGAAUAAGAGUGUUGUACAAGAGAUGUUGCAGUUAGGAGUGGUGGGUAAACUAUGUUUCGUGUUACAAGUGGAUUCUGCGAGCAAGACAAGCGAGAAAGCUAGGGAGAUUUUGAAGAUGCAUGCUAGGGUUUGGAAGCAUUCCCCAUGUAUACCCUAUAAUUUGGUUUGUUCGUAUCCAUCUUAG